CUGGCGGCUCUGCACUGAAGCAACCCCGGCCGGGCCCGGGGGAAGAGACGGGGGCGGCGGGGGCGGCUGGCGGCUGGGUUGGCGCAUCGGAGACGGGACUCGUCUGGCUGGAGCCAGCGGUAGGGCCAGAUUCAUUGCUUCCUGACACUGUGAGGUUUCUGCUAUGACCACAGCACCAGCCUUCUCUCCCAACAGUCAGGAUGUCCUACUAGAAAGCACGCCCAAGCCCAUCUCUCUUAAUUGCCUGCCCUCCAUCCAGGACCAUCAUGGGGAGCGUCAGUAGCCUCAUCUCUGGGCACAGUUUUCACAGCAAGCACUGCCGGGCCUCGCAAUACAAGCUGCGCAAAUCCUCUCACCUGAAGAAGCUGAACAGGUACUCAGACGGGUUGCUGAAAUUCGGCUUCUCUCAGGAAACUGGCCACAACAAGUCCAGCUCUAAGGGGAACAAGAAUGAGGAUUUCUUUUACAUCAAGGUCAACCAAAAGACUCAUCGGUCAGAGUACACCCCUCUCUCCAGCGGGGAGCUGGGAGGCCAGGCGGGAAGGAGCAGUGUGGAUUUUGGCACCCCGACAUCAUCCAAACUGAAGCCAGGCUCCAACCAGCUGGAACUGGCUACAGACAAGAGUUCUGCAAGGCCCACGGCCUUCAAGCCUGUGCUCCCUCGCUCAAACACGGUACUCCAUUCUUCUCUGGACCAAGGCAACCACAUACCCCAGCAGCUGCAGUCCCAGGACAAAGCCAAGGACCUGGAUGUUAAGCCAGCACCAUGUUCAGGAGGACUUUCAGAUUCUGGGAGGAACUCCAUGUCUAGCCUCCCCACCCACAGCACUGCCAGCAGCUACCAGCUGGACCCUCUUGUCACCCCUGUAGGGCCCAUCAAUCGGUUUGGGGGCUCUGCCCACAACAUCACCCAGAGCGCGAUCCUGCAGGACAGUAACAUGAUGAGCCUGAAGGCCCUUUCCUUCUCCGAUGGAGGCAACAAGAUUCUCAACCCCAGCAAAGGGUCUUCUUCUCAUCCGCACAGUGGGGAGAAGAACUCCUGCAUCCGCUCACCCAUCUCCACAGACGAGUCAGCCAUUCAGGAGCUGGAACAGAAGCUGCUGGAGAGGGAAGGGGAAUUGCAGGACCUCCAGUGCAGCUUCGAAGAGAAGGAGAUCGCCUCCUGCCAAAGCUUUGAGGAAAAGCAGAGGCGCUGCAGAGAGGAGAUGGAAGGGCUGAAACAAAAAUGCAACAACAAGCUCAAGCAGACAUCGCAGAAGUCGCAGAGAGCGCAGCAGCUACUGCAGCUCCAGGUGUUCCAGUUGCAGCAGGAGAAGAAGCAGCUCCGCGAAGAACUGGCGAACCUGAUGAAGGAGCAGGACUUGUUAGAGACCAAGCUGAGGUCUUACGAGAAGGAGAAGACCAACUUUGCUCCGGCAUUGGAGGAGACACAGUGGGAGGUAUGCCAGAAGUCUGGCGAAAUCUCCCUCCUCAAACAGCAGCUGAAGGAAUCCCAGUCGGAGCUGAACACCAAGACCAAUGAAGUGCUCAACUUGAAGGCCCAGCUGAAGGACAUCCGGGGAAAGAUGGAGCUGCUGGAGAUGAAGAUUCAGGACCUAGAAGACUCGCUGCGGGCCAAGGCCAUGGAGCUGGAGGUCUGUGAGAAUGAACUCCAGCGCAAGAAGAAUGAAUCGGAGCUCCUGAGGGAAAAGGUAAACCUGCUGGAGGAGGAGAUUGUGGAGCUAAGGACAGAUCUAACCAUCCUUAGGGAGGAGAGGAAAUGCGGGGUGGCAUCCAUGGGCCCAGAAGGGACCACAGCAGAGGACAUUCAAACCCUGUGGAGGGAAGUCGAGAGGUUGAAAGCAGAACUCCAGGAGGAGCACAGCAACAAUGAGCAGAUGACGGUGGGCUUCCAGCAGGAACGGCAGACCUGGAAGGAGGAGAAAGAGAAGGUGAUCCACUACCAGAAGCAGCUGCAGCAGAGCUACUUGCACAUGUACAAGAGGAACCAGAAUCUGGAGAAAAUGCUGCAGCAGUUGGCUGCAGGAGAAGAUGGCAAAGAGCCCCUCGAGCUUGACCUACACGGGACUGAUGUCCCUUACGAGGACAUCAUCGCCACUGAAAUCUGAAGCUCGUUGCAUCCUCUGCCUACGGUGGAGGAGGUGGGUCUCUCUCAACUGCUGGGGGGUAGGGUUGUGUACAGUCCUGCUUGUUGGCUGAGGUCCUUGCUUGGCCAAAGUGGAUCUCCAGCUGUUGUCAUGCCAUGGUUUUUUGCUUGUUUUUUUUUGUCAAGCAUUCAGCUCUCCCCAGCACAUCUAAUGCCUCCAAUUGCAUCACUUUGAGAAGGAGAGGGGUAGGUUUUCACCCACCAACUGCUCAGAUGGGGUAGCAUUGACACAGGGGCUGCCUUGCUACAGAAUAUGUAAAAAUCCCUGUGCCAGAAAGAAUAAGGGGCUCCCGCUCACCUGCCAGCCAGGUACAAGUUUGCCAAGAGGCUGGGAAAGAAGGGGAAAGAAGCUCAUUGCAACCCCGUGUGGUGCUUGGAGAUGCCGCUGCAGCUCCUUUGCUCCUCCCAAGCUACAACACAAGACUGUGCAUUCCCCAAGACCAUCCUAAUAGUUGUGUGGGAGGACUAUGGAAGAACUGCAGCCUUUUUGAUCCGUUGUGCCUCUCAUUGUGACACACACACAGCACACAGCAUGCUGAGACCACAUCACAGGUCCUUGAGAUAUCCUAUUGAUUCUGAUUGGCUAGAUAGGCAAGUCGCUUGAUCUGCUGAGAUAAGGAGCUGCAAGAGGAUUCUGGGAUAUUCUGGAGGACUGAUGGAGCUGGGGUUCUAAUUCUGCAGAGGAAUGCACUGGCAAACCACCUCUGCUUCUCACUUGCCUUGAAAACUCUUUCUGGGGUUGCCAUAAGCCAGUUGUGACUUGACGACAAUUACAUAGUCAUGCAGGUUGUAAGGAAAGCCCUCUUUGUCCAGGAGGAAAUAACCCCGUUUCACUAACUGCCUCUUUUAGCAGCAUAGUUCUGCUGUCAGAAAAAAAUAUAUAGGUUAGUGUUCUUGGUUUCUAGAAGCCAUAAUCUGGCCAUCGGCCACUGGGUCUUCUCUCUUCUUUCCUAAUAAUUUAGCAGGACCCUUCUCCUGUCGCUCAACUAGAGUUGGGAAGAAUAUUUGUGUGGGGGAGACAACUGAAGUUUACUCGUGUUUUGAACAGAAAUGUUUGUAUUGAUUUCUCUCCAAUGUGAAUGUUUUACAGAUCUCUUUAAUUUUGCAGAUAUUGAGCGUGUAUGUUUCCACAUCUCUCCCUCUUCUUCUAUUUUGCCACUGACAAAGGCAGCUUCAGCUAAAUAUAGGACAGCCACACACACACACACACACACACACACACCCCACACUUCCUCCUUUGUCCAGACAUUCCAGGGACUGUGAGAUAUAAAUGCAAUAGGAGAAUGGAGGAGAAACGGAAGCAGAUGGGGAGAUAAUAGCAGGGAAUGUGGCAAGAGGCUUCGUAAUGCAGGCAGAUGGAUCAGAAGAUAACUGUGUUCUUGGACAAGACGUCAGUUCAGCUCCAAGACAUUCCAGGGAACUCUCUGCAUUCUCCCCCUCCCAUUUCUCUCAUGCUUUGUGACUGGUGUCUGUGGGAUAAUGGGGCUUUUUGGAUCAAGAGUCUUAUCCAUAAUGGCAGAGAGAUGGAAGAUCUUCCCUAGGAGACCUUGCAUGUGUUCUCUUGAUUGACUUUCAGUGGUCCUGUUCCAAAGCUUAUCCGUUCAGAUUUGUUGCUCCUCUGUGGUGGAGCCUUAAAGCAGUGGGACAGUGUAUGUUAUAGAAUGUUCUAGGUUCAGUUCCUAACAUCUCCAUCUAACAAGGUUUCCAGUAGCUAGGGCAUCAAUCACUGCCUGGAGAGCAUCUGGCAGCCAAAGUGGACAAUGCUGUACUGGGUGGACUUCACCCAAUGUAAGGUUGCUUUGCUCUUUCAUGAGUAUUGUAGCUAGUGGAGCAGAUGCUUUGUACAGGGAAGAUUCCAGGUUCCAUUGAUGUCAUCUCCAGUUAAAGGGGUCUGGAGACAAAAGCAUUGAGGAAGACUGUUCUGUGAUGAAGAUCCUGGAGAGGGUCUUUGGGGAGUCGCUGUAGUCCUAUGGUAGACAAUCUGCUCGGCAUGCAGAAGGUUCCAGGUUCGACCCCCGAGCACCUCCAGUUAAAGAGAUGAGGUCAUAGGUCAUCUGAGAGCUGCUGCUCAUUACUACUUCCGGUAAGGCGCAUAGCUCAAUAUAAGUCAGCCUCCUAUGGUCCAGCAACCAAAUAAUGGGUAACUUUUCAAGCAAGUGGUACCCAUGCUUGAACAAAAUGAGGGGAAGUGCAUCAGAGCAAGGGCAUCUGAGAAGUGGCCUGAAAGAGCUGGUGUUAGGAUUGCUGUGUUGGUCUUCUCUGGUGUUCCAGUGUUUGACCUUCAGCUGCUUCAGUUACUUUGAUGCCAAACAACUUUGUCCACCCCAAACCAUAACCUCUUCUCUCCUAUAAUCCCGGAGCAUUUCUUGGAGGACACUCUGGAGGUGAAACGUUUCCCCAGGCGCUCUGCAGCUGUUGCCAGCAUCUGUUGGCUCUGCAUUUACCCAGCCUUAAAUGUUGUGAGACAUAUGAGUUUGGGAGUUAGAGUAUCAUGCUAUUACUCCUGCCAUGUCCUAAACUUUGGUCAGAUUCACUGGACUUCAUUCUCAAUGCAAUCAUUUUUAUUAUUUUGACUUUUGUGUUCCACAUUUGUGAACACCUUCGUGGAGUUCAGAAGAGCAUACACAGGAUUAUCCUGCAUUAUUCUUGCAUUCACUGUACUAGAUGGGUUGGCCAUGAUCCAGUGUCCUUUGUCCAAUCACAUUCCAAACAUUUAAGGGUUCAUACGAUUUUUAAGGGGGCAUCAAUCUUUGCAGAUUCUACCUUCCCACUAUAGAGCCAUAUUAUGCUGGGGAUUUAUUUUUUUUUUGGGGGGGGGGGGGGGGUUCACUGACCUCCUAGAUACAAAAUUCAACAGAAGUCACUGGGAAAGGAUUUUUUCAGCCUCCUUCAUGAGAAAACAUCAGUGCCCUUAAGUCUUCAGUUGGAUACAGGGCAUUUUCCAGGAUACAGGGAAUCCCCCAGAAUUACAGCUCAGACGCACAUUACAGAGAUCAGUUCCCUUGGAGAAAAUGGUUGCUUUGGAUUCUACUUCAUUGUACCCCACUGAGGCCCCUGUCCUCCUUUGGCUCAAUUUCCAAAUCUCCAGCAGUCUCCCAACCUGGAUCUGGCAACCCUACAUGCCCCCGUCCCCCACAGCUGGCCAGGAGAUACUUUGCAACCGUAUGUGCUGAAUAAGGGUUUGAAUCCAGAUCUCGCCUGUCCAUCACUGUUGCCCUCCUCUGUUGGAGACUGUGGUUUUAUAGUCAGCAUUUGAGCCAGUUGUGCUCUCUCUUAAACUCACCUUCUUCACAGGGUUGUGUUUUGAGGAUUAAAGGGAGAAGCAGAGAAUGUUGCAGACCCCUUCAGGUCCUUGUUGAGAAAAAAAGUGGAGUAUAAAUGAAGUUAAAUAAAUAAGUUAUAUCUAGAGGGACUAGUUUAAAAGCCAACAAUCCUAAAUUCAGCAGUCUCUACCUACUACGUCAUACUGGUUCCACAUAGUUGAUAUAAGACUCUUGCCAUCUCUGUGCAUUUACCCUGAAGGUACAUUUUCUGGAAAUGUCAAUUAGUAUUCCUCAGCAUAUUCCACAUAGUUCCACUUCCUGGAAGUUAAUAGCUUUGCAUUCAAUAUUUAGAUUCUUCCAGAGGGGUAGUUUCUUGGAGUGGCCAGCCUUGGGUGCUCCAGAUGUUUGUGGACUACAAUUCCCAUCAGCCCCUGCCAGCAUGGCCAAUUGGAAAUUGUAGUCCAUGAACAUCUGGAGCACCAUAGGUUGGCCACCCUAAAACCAGGGUGGCCUUUAAGGGGCCACUGAACUUCUGUUUUAUUUGACAUCUAGGACUUGAGAAAGAUUGAAAAUCCAAUUUACUCCAUUGCUUCUCAGCAGCUACAAAGGACUGUGAAGCGCUGUCUCCCCUCCCCCCCCCCCCCAGCUUAUAGUAGUGAGAAAAAUCGUUCUUGGGGUCGUGAACCCUCUCUCCUCCUCUUCUCUGCCUGCUACUCAGCUAAUUGGGUUUGUGUGCAUAUGCUUCUGAUUAACAAAAUUUGCAUUGUUAAUUGCAAUCCCACCGCAGGCCUGCUCCCUGGAGACCAGCCAAUGAGCCCCUUGGGGUUAAUUACCUUGGGGUGGGAGGUUCUCCAUGCUGCCUGCCUGUCAUGUCCUGCUGUGAUGAAACUUCCUUCUGCUCUUCUUCCCACCUUCUGUACCACCUGCCCCUCUUUCUAUCUCUUCCCCCCUCACCUGGGGACAGAGGAACAGCUGUUGGCAGGCUUCAUUAAGAUGAAAGAAAAUCAUUUUGGUCCCUUCUAACCUUCAGGCAUCUUUGACAACAAGGCAGUAAAAUGCGUCCAGCACAAAUGUGCAGCCCUGCUAAAACACCGUCCCUGCUGUGCGGUCAGUGAGUUCAUUUGUACUGAUGCUGCUCAGGGAGGGUUCCCUCCUCCUAGGCUUCAUGGUUUUAUGUCUUAUUUUUAUCUUGGCAAAGACAAAAAGAAAUUGUGAUACUUUGGCUCUGGACUGGAGGGAGAGGGCUAAGGUCAACUCCUGUGCCAAAUCUGCUGAAUUUCUGCAUCUGGGAAUUGUUGCAUGGAAGCUGGAGGUAGCACCUUUCUCUUUCUCCUGUUGCUGGGUGGUUUUGGGUGGGCAUUGCUGUCCACCCCUGGAGGUUUCAUGUUCUUGGCAGGAAAGAGUAGAAUCAGAUAGAUAACCCAUAAGAAGUUUUAAAUGAGGGGACAGCACAAGCUCCUUGAUUUAAUUAUGAACAGCCUAGACUCGGGUUGCACAGAUGCUGAAAUAGCCGUUUCUUUGUGUGCAUGCUUUGUACAGAUAUGAGGAGUAGCCACGGCUGCACCUCUGCUGUGCAUGGAGAAUUGAAGCUGGCUUUCAGAAGCCUCUCCCCUCCCCCCAGUAAAGCUGUGACUGAGAUUUGGAAUUCAAAUUAAGAUCUCCAUAUUAGGUCCGUAGCCAGGAAUGAUGCCAGUGGGAACGCCACUCCUCCCACCUAGAACAUUGAUUCAUCCCACCUACGGCUUGGGGGGGGGGGCAGCUUUCCCCCCCCAACCCAUUGUGAUAUUGCCAUUUAAAAACAGAGACUUUUAAAUAGGAAUAUUUCUGGUUUAAAAAUAGCCAGUGGCAGCUGGUACCUUCUGAAAGUGGAGGCGCUCCAAGCUCCACCCUACUCUGCCAGGCCAAGAAUCAUUCCUGCUGGAUUUUGCAAGAUCCUCCUUAUAUUUUAAAUGAGCUCCAAAAGAUCCCUGUUGAGCUGCUGUGGUCACCGCGAGCUGCUCAAGAAGCUUCCAGAGUUACAUUUCUUCUAAUUUCACCUUCCUAAUGGUAAGAAUUCAUAGCUGCUAAGACACACCAACUUGGCAAGAGGGCUAGAGAAGGUUAUGAGGAAAUCACUGUUUUUCCAUUUGUUAUUCCACUGUUACUUCCAAACUGGAAUGCUAUCCUGGGGAGCUUCCUCAUGAUGUCCUGUAACCAUCCACUCUUCAGGUUUUCCCUGUCUUCAGCAUGGUUUUCUGCAAACCUAGUUCAGUGUAAUCUUUUCUGAAAGAAUGCCAUUGAAGCAUAUAAGUAUGCUGUGUGAAAGGAUUUGUGUACAUUUUCAAAUAUCCUAACCUUAUCAGCACCAGUUUCCUUUUGUAAGUCAUUUGCAGUUGCUGGUUUCCUCCCAUGCCAUUGGAGAAUUUACUGGUACGGAGGGUGGGGUGGGGGUAAUUGCUACAGUGUUAUACCACUAUUGUGCUGUAACAGGUGUUUUUUAAGCUCACGGAAGUUCUCCUAUGGUGCAGUGGGGGGAAAUUCAGGGGAAAUGGUGACUGGCAGAGUGAAGGACACAGAAAAUCCCCAUGUGGUGAUGAAGGAGGUGGUGAUGGCCACUAACCUGGAUAGCUUUAAAAAGGGCUUGGACAGAUUUAUGGAGGAGAAGUCGAUCUAUGGCUACCAAUCUUGAUCCUCCUUGAUGUCAGAUUGCAAAUGC
Sphaerodactylus townsendi is the source of this 8104-nucleotide messenger RNA. It is a transcript of the gene LZTS1, whose product is annotated as leucine zipper tumor suppressor 1. The transcript is spliced from 4 exons. Gene Ontology annotation, cellular component: dendritic spine. Bases 267 to 2108 code for a protein of 613 amino acids. Gene Ontology annotation, biological process: regulation of synaptic plasticity; regulation of dendrite morphogenesis. NCBI's taxonomy places the organism in Eukaryota, Metazoa, Chordata, Lepidosauria, Squamata, Sphaerodactylidae. The record is from RefSeq and is a predicted model, not a curated record.